Messenger RNA from Labrus mixtus (cuckoo wrasse), 963 nucleotides. RefSeq names its product histone H4. Lineage: Eukaryota; Metazoa; Chordata; Actinopteri; Labriformes; Labridae. Gene Ontology annotation, cellular component: nucleosome. Gene Ontology annotation, biological process: nucleosome assembly. Gene Ontology annotation, molecular function: protein heterodimerization activity; DNA binding; structural constituent of chromatin. The coding region runs from base 40 to 351 and encodes 103 amino acids. The transcript has a single exon. The record is from RefSeq and is a predicted model, not a curated record.
ACGUAGUAUCAUUCAGCUCUGAACAACUGAACUGCUACAAUGUCUGGAAGAGGAAAGGGAGGUAAAGGACUCGGUAAAGGAGGCGCUAAGCGCCACCGUAAAGUUCUCCGCGAUAACAUCCAGGGAAUCACCAAGCCCGCUAUCCGCCGUCUGGCUCGUCGUGGUGGAGUCAAGCGUAUCUCCGGUCUGAUCUAUGAGGAGACCCGUGGUGUGUUGAAGGUGUUCCUGGAGAACGUCAUCCGUGAUGCCGUCACCUACACCGAGCAUGCCAAGAGGAAGACUGUGACCGCCAUGGAUGUGGUUUACGCCCUGAAGAGACAGGGACGCACUCUGUACGGCUUCGGAGGUUAAACCUGAUCCUGACCCACUCAAACUGAAACCCAAAGGCUCUUUUAAGAGCCACACACUUACCCUGAAGAGUCAUUUCUAACGGCUUCAUACUAUAGGAUAAAGGAAAAUCUUUAAUGUGCUCUUAACUGGAUGUAUUUCUGAUCUUGUUAAGGAUUGGCGUUGACUCAUCGUUGGCGUAGUUUAACAAGUUGACGCACUGUAGCCGCAAUUUCACUCUUGUCACGAACGAUCAGAAGUGCGGAAAUAACGUCACGCUUGAGGAGCUUUCAUGUAAUCUGAAGUCCCGUUCCUUCCUUGAAUUCCGAAUAUUGCACAUUUAUGUUUCUGUUGAAGUUGUGAAAUGUGAAAAUCAAAUCACUGCUUGCUACAUGUGUUAAGAAGGAGUAAUGUACUUUACUCUCUCCGGUACAACGUUACAUAUCGUCUAACGCAGGUGAACUGGAAUUUUUAAAUUCCAUUUUAUAAUAUUGUAAGAGCUUCUUAUACUGUAUCAUUUAAGUUGUUGCUAGUUCUGCUUUAUUUCCUUUUUUAAUUGUUUAGCACCAAUACACGAAGUCAAAUUCCUUGUAUGUAUGAAUGUACUUGGCAAUAAACCCCGAUUCUGAUUCUGAA